Molecule: messenger RNA, 1179 nt
Organism: Penicillium cosmopolitanum
Lineage: Eukaryota; Fungi; Ascomycota; Eurotiomycetes; Eurotiales; Aspergillaceae
Product: ankyrin repeat domain-containing protein
Exons: 1
Coding region: 1-1179 (392 amino acids)
Cellular component (GO): cytoplasm
Molecular function (GO): protein binding
Source: RefSeq, a predicted model, not a curated record
AUGGAUCGUCUCCCCAGUGAGAUCCUACUUGCGAUCGCAACCAAUCUUGACGCCUCAUGGGAUAUCAACGCGCUAGCUCAAGCAAACCAUCGUUUCUUCAAUACUCUAAACAACCAUCUUUAUCGACACGAUGCACUCUUCAAUGGCAUGAAUUCCCUUUGUUGGGCGGCGCAGCGCGGAGUCGUCGCAACGGCCCAAUUCUCAAUAAACGCUAGCCGGGGAAUCGAUGAUGAUGAUUGCGAGCCACUAUUCAAUCUCAAUUACGCCCUGUACGAAGCCGUCAUGAACCGGCAUAUCGACGUCAUCUCCUGCAUUAUUAAGGUGGAAGGCGCGGAUCCGAACAUCCGGAGUGAUUUCCGCCCAUUGCCCGCUAUGUGUAUAGCGGCCCGGGAAGGCUAUACGGAGAUUAUCAAAGUCCUGUUAUUGGCCAAAGAUACGCAUCCGAACCCCAAGGACUCCUUUACGCCAUCACCUCUGUCCCUAGCAGCUUACCGAGGCUUUGUCGAUAUUGUCGAGCUGUUACUAGAUGUAACGGGGAUAGACGCCGACUGUCGUGACUCGAACAACCGCACACCCCUCUUCUAUGCUGUCUUAUCAGACUCACCUUCACCUGAAGUAGUAUCGUGCUUCCUUGGUCGCAGCGACCUUACCAUCGAUGUGAAUGUUGAGGACAGGUCAGGGGAUAGGCACACCCGAAACACGGGCAGGACGCCGCUCAUUGUCGCGUCACAGUUCAAAUCCGCUGCUAUUGCCAAUCUCCUCCUAGAUGUACCGGGGAUUGAUGUCAAUCACUCCGACCAGUCAGGGAAGACCGCGUUGCAUUUUGCAGCUGAGCUUGGCAGAGAGGAUAUUGUGCGCGCUUUAUUACAGCACCACGCUGAUCCCGACCCAAAGGAUAAUGAGAACGAGACUCCCCUCUUUCUAGCGGCGAAGAAUGGAUCAGUGCCAGUUGUCAAGAUGCUCCAGGAAGCCGGCGCCGAUCCCAAUCACAUUUGCGAUAAUAGAGCACAUGCACUAGGUGCAGCCCGGACGGAGGGCCAUGGAGAAGUUGCGCAGGUUCUUCGCGACUUUGGUCGACUUGAUUUGAACUCUCUCGGUCCAGUUCCUCGGAAUUGGAAUGCUUCCCGUGGCAAGAUGUGGAUUGAAAGAGCCCAAAAGAAUUCUGACGACCUUCCAUGA